Anopheles marshallii is the source of this 765-nucleotide messenger RNA. RefSeq names its product splicing factor U2af 38 kDa subunit (gene U2af38). Gene Ontology annotation, biological process: mRNA splicing, via spliceosome. The record is from RefSeq and is a predicted model, not a curated record. The coding region runs from base 1 to 765 and encodes 254 amino acids. Gene Ontology annotation, cellular component: U2AF complex; spliceosomal complex. The transcript has 2 exons. Lineage: Eukaryota; Metazoa; Arthropoda; Insecta; Diptera; Culicidae. Gene Ontology annotation, molecular function: pre-mRNA 3'-splice site binding; metal ion binding.
AUGGCAGAAUACUUGGCCUCCAUUUUUGGCACCGAAAAGGAUAAGGUCAACUGCUCGUUCUACUUUAAAAUCGGUGCCUGCCGACAUGGGGACCGCUGUUCCCGCAUCCACAACAAGCCAACUUUCUCGCAAACCUGCCUCCUGCAGAACCUGUACGUAAACCCGCAGAAUUCGGCCAAAUCGGCCGACGGUAGCCAUCUGGUAGCGAACGUAUCGGACGAAGAGAUGCAGGAGCAUUAUGACAAUUUUUUCGAGGACGUGUUCGUCGAAUGCGAAGACAAGUAUGGCGAAAUCGAGGAGAUGAACGUGUGCGAUAAUCUUGGCGAUCAUUUGGUGGGCAACGUGUACAUAAAGUUUCGCCGUGAGGAAGACGCUGAACGGGCUGCCAAGGAUCUUAACAAUCGCUGGUUUGGUGGAAGACCGGUUUAUUCGGAACUGUCCCCGGUGACUGAUUUCCGCGAGGCGUGCUGUAGGCAGUAUGAGAUGGGUGAAUGCACGCGCUCCGGGUUCUGUAACUUCAUGCACCUGAAGCCAAUAUCUCGUGAGCUGCGACGCUAUUUGUACUCUAGGCGCCGCGGACGUUCCCGGUCCCGUUCUCGGUCACCACGUCGCGGCGGCGGUGGUGGUGGUGGCGGCGGAGGCGGUGGUGGUGGUGGCGGCGGCGGUAUUGGAGGUGGUCGUGAUCGUUCCCGCGAUCGUCGUCGAUCGCGCAGCCGAGAAAGGAAAAACGAUCGUAACGACAAUGGGCGUAAAGGACGAUACUGA